GUUUAAGCUCGCACGUCUGCCGUUCUGAAUCAGCGCCGGGACUGGGAGGCAGUGGCACAGGUUGAAGCAUUCUUUUAUAGUAAAAAGUUAUAUUUCAUCACGGUCAAAUAUGGCAAAUCCACGAGUUUUUUUUGAUAUCACUAUGGAAGGCAAGGCUGCCGGCAGAAUUGUAAUGGAGCUGAGGGCUGAUGUUGUCCCAAAGACUGCAGAGAACUUCCGUGCCCUCUGUACUGGGGAGAAGGGCUUUGGCUACAAGGGGUCUGGCUUCCACCGUGUCAUCCCAGACUUCAUGUGUCAGGGCGGUGACUUCACAAACCACAAUGGAACUGGGGGCAAGUCCAUCUAUGGCAACAAGUUUGCGGAUGAGAACUUCACUUUGAAGCAUGGAGGGCUUGGCACCCUCUCCAUGGCCAAUGCUGGGCCCAACACCAAUGGUUCCCAGUUCUUCAUCUGCACAGCAGACACCAAAUGGCUGGACGGUAAGCAUGUGGUGUUUGGAAAAGUCGUUGAAGGGCUGGAUACUGUGAAGGCGAUGGAAAAGUGUGGCAAUUCCCAGGGCAAGACCUCCAAGAAGCUUGUCAUCGCAGACUGUGGUCAGCUCUGAGCCCCAACAAUGCCCCCCCACCCACCCAAAAAAAUUGCUUGUAUUUCCAACCCAAUUUUUCCUCCCCUUCAUGUUCACCUGAUCCUAGUAUGAACGUGCUAAAUUUGGCUGGCCUCAAGACUUAUAAAUAUAUAAUCUUAUGAUUGGAAUUUGUUUUUCAUUUUGGGAAUUCUACAAGUACCAUGGCAGAUUUUGUUCAAAGAAACCUGAAAUAAAGAGGGAACAACUUUUUGUAAAGAUGGAAUCCAUACUCUUGAAUCUUGGCUAUGACAUUUCCUCUUAAAACAGCAUUAGCAUUUUAAGAUUUUCAUUGCGAUGCGAUUUGAGAACAUUCAUCAUACACUUGAUCACGAUUUCAUUCCUCAUAAUGAAAGGUGGCCUGCAUGGAAUUUGCAAGGCUUGAUUUUUAUUAAUUUUUUUUUUUUUUUACAGAUUUGUUAUCAGUCUGAAUUUAAUUGUCUGCUGUGCUUAAGCCUUGGAGAUUGAUUCUGAGCUGCAGUUUUAAAAGGAACAUUCAGUGCUUGGUCUGAAUUGGUUAGUUUUGUACGUUACCCCAAAAAUCUCUUCCCCCGCCCCCCAUGCAAGUUACUGUAUUCGCUACACUGCUAAAGUGUAAAGUGGACACAUACCGCCUCCACAUCCUGGCUUCAUGUGCUUUGCUUGCUCUGUUAAAUCUGGUUCUGUGUCUGAGUUUUGCAGGUGCUUUAGAAAAAGUUCUGCAAUGUCGGGGAAAGAACGCAUCAGGCGCACAAGCUCUGAAACGAUAAAUAAAAUGAUUCCAAACUCAGUGAAA
Anguilla anguilla (European eel) is the source of this 1397-nucleotide messenger RNA. It is a transcript of the gene ppiab, whose product is annotated as peptidylprolyl isomerase Ab (cyclophilin A). The transcript is spliced from 5 exons. Gene Ontology annotation, cellular component: intracellular membrane-bounded organelle. Gene Ontology annotation, molecular function: peptidyl-prolyl cis-trans isomerase activity. Gene Ontology annotation, biological process: protein folding; protein peptidyl-prolyl isomerization. The coding region runs from base 110 to 604 and encodes 164 amino acids. NCBI's taxonomy places the organism in Eukaryota, Metazoa, Chordata, Actinopteri, Anguilliformes, Anguillidae. The record is from RefSeq and is a predicted model, not a curated record.